ACGCUCUCAAAGUUUCUCUUAUUGUGGAUGAGCCGGCACCGGGGAACUCCAAAGUAUUUUUUCUCGACAGGGUAUAGCAACUGUUACCGAACACGAUCGUUCGUUGUGAUUCCGCGUGAUUAUAAGCGAUAAAUUAAUCAACUCAUCGAUUUUCGUAGCACAAAGUAUUUUUGGCUCAUCCCUAAGCUUCGCAAUCGAUUACCAAAGGCACACUGCAAAUGAAUCUGUGCGUGAUUGGGGCAGGAGUGGUCGGCUUGACCACGGCCCUGCAGCUGCAGCGUGAGUUUCGAAACGCAGCCGUCACCAUCGUAGCCGACCGUUUCGAGCAGGACACUUGCAGUGACGUGGCGGCCGGUCUAUUCAGACCCGGCACAAGCUUUUCCGGCCCAACAGAGGAAAUGACCAGGAAAUGGAUUUCUGAUGCGUACCAAUAUUGGGAUGAAAUUCGAAAGACAGAGGAAUCAUCAGAGGCCGGAGUGGCGCAGCUUUCCGGGUACAUCUUUUCCAGCACUGAUCCGUCUAUAGUGAGGAAUCACUACAUCGAAAAAAUAGUGCCGGUGUAUCGUCCUGUUGCCGAGAAAGAGCUGACACUUUGUCCGGGUGAAUGGAAGUAUGGGUCAUUCUUCACCACGCUACUCACGGAGUGUAGACUGUUUCAACCAUGGGCUACCAAGAAAUUUCUACUGAGCGGAGGGCGCAUAAUCACUGACAAAAUCAGCAGCUUCCAGGAACUGAACGGACAAUAUGAUGUCGUUGUUAACUGCACAGGUUUAGGGGCAAAGAAACUGUGCCAGGAUUAUAAACUAGUACCCAUUAGAGGUCAAGUAAUCAAGGUUAAGGCGUCGUGGGUGAAGACUGCGUUUUAUGCCGAUUAUGAUACGUACAUCAUUCCCGGUUUUCAAGGUGUCACCUUGGGUGGCUGUCGGAAUUUUGACAGUUACAAUGUGAACCCAUGUAAGUAUGACUCGGCCGCAAUUAGGGAGCGCUGUGAGACACUGUUGCCCAGCCUGAAAGGAGCACCCGUUAUUAGGGAGGCGGUUGGAUUGAGACCUCAUCGGGAUCCGGUUCGGGUGGAAACUGAAUUUAUAGCUAGCGCAAGUGGACGGUUGAAAGUUGUCCAUAACUAUGGACACGGUGGCUAUGGUGUAACAACGGCUCCAGGUACGGCGAUUCAUGCCGCUCAGCUGGUUGCAGAUGUAUUGAAAAGUAACAGCAAGUUGUGAAUAAUCGCUGUCUAGAAUAAUUUAAUAUACAGUAAAUUACCUCUACUUCGACAUACCGAGACAUCAUUCAGUGCCGCAUUAAAGGCGAUUGUGACUUGUAAUUGGAAAUUUGCGAUAACAGUGGUAAAGUGUCGACGUAUGGUGCCGACUUUCAAUGUGGGGUCAUAAUUUGGGUCCCAAACUCAAUGUUUACUUAAAUGUCCAAUUAAAGGCGAAAAUGUUCAAUUAUUCGUGUCGCAUUAUCAGUCUGUCCUAGCUAGACGUCGAAUCAGAGAUAACAUACACUUUGCUUCAUUUAAUGUAUGAGAUUGAAAAAUAAAGAGAAUAAUUAUUUUUUCCCACUA
Messenger RNA from Toxorhynchites rutilus septentrionalis, 1567 nucleotides. RefSeq names its product D-aspartate oxidase (gene Daao1). Lineage: Eukaryota; Metazoa; Arthropoda; Insecta; Diptera; Culicidae. The transcript is spliced from 5 exons. The record is from RefSeq and is a predicted model, not a curated record. Gene Ontology annotation, molecular function: D-amino-acid oxidase activity; FAD binding. Bases 219 to 1223 code for a protein of 334 amino acids.